Eimeria acervulina is the source of this 723-nucleotide messenger RNA. Its product is annotated as kinesin heavy chain-like protein, putative. Gene Ontology annotation, molecular function: microtubule motor activity; ATP binding; microtubule binding. The record is from RefSeq and is a predicted model, not a curated record. NCBI's taxonomy places the organism in Eukaryota, Apicomplexa, Conoidasida, Eucoccidiorida, Eimeriidae. Gene Ontology annotation, biological process: microtubule-based movement. The transcript has 4 exons. The coding region runs from base 1 to 723 and encodes 240 amino acids.
AUGAAAAAAGUUGUAUCUGCUGAAGCACUUGAAAAGAUAUUUGAAUUCGGCUUGACAGCUCGUCAUGUCAGUGGCACUGCUAUGAAUGCAGAAAGCUCUCGAUCUCACCUUAUUUUUGCUGUAGUUGUUCGAAUAGAAGAUUUAUUAGCUGAAAAAAUCUCUCUCGGAAAGCUAUCGCUGAUUGAUCUCGCAGGCUCUGAACGUGUUUCUAAGAGCGGUGUUACCAAGGAAAGAUUAGUAGAAGCGAAAGAAAUCAAUAAAAGUUUAACAGCUUUAGGAGAUGUUAUUUCAGCUCUUUCAAGCGGGGAGAGUUUUAUUCCUUAUCGAAACCAUAAACUAACGCAAGUUAUGAGCGACUCCUUAGGCGGCACUGCGAAGACUCUGAUGUUUGUAAAUAUUAGCCCGGCGGAUUAUAAUGUAGAUGAGACUGUGACAUCUUUGAUGUAUGCUUCGCGAGUGAAGUUAAUUACAAAUGAAUCUAGCAAACAAGUAGAGUCUAAACAAAUAGCGAGGAUGAAAGAAAGAAUAAAGAAAUUAACAGCAGCAAUAGAAUCUGCAAAGCGGGGAGAGCCGAUAGAUUAUUCGCUCUUAAAUGAAGCUGAAGAAGAAGGACAGCAGCAGCAGCAGCAGCAGCAGCAGCAGCAGCUGCAGCAGGAGCAGGAGGGGUCUCGACAAAAUGAAGACGAGGCGAACUAUGAGGAGCCUGAAGAUAUAUCCUUCUAA